AUGUUUCUUAAUUUAUUAUAAUUAUUUAGAGGUGAUAAGUAAAUCGAUCAUCCAAUUCUUGGUUAGAUGUCCUGCAAAAGCUUAUAAGAAGCAUACAAAAACUGUAUGAGUUUCAUUGAUAAUGAAUAGUAUCAAUAAAAAUAAUGUCGCCCUUAUUAUAAUUUAUGUAUAUUGCUAUUUAAUUGUUUAGCUAUCUCGUGUUUCUAAGCCAAGGACGAUGUAGAAUUUUCACAAUUCAUUGAUGAUAAAAUAGACGAGAGAAGAAGACUCGUAAAAGUAAACUCAAUCUUUAUUUAAGUUCUUAAGAGAAAAUAAAUCCUAAUUGCCAGAAUUGUAAAAGUCUAACUAAUAACAAUUUUUUAAUUUAUUUCAAUUUGUAGAUGAUGAAGAAGGACAAGAAGAACAAGCCAAAAACUUUUAUCAAAAAUAAUAACAAGAAAACAAAAAGUAUCUAUGAAUAAGUAAUGUAUUUACAAGAAUUUUCA
Paramecium octaurelia is the source of this 485-nucleotide messenger RNA. The record is from the annotation of a GenBank genome assembly. NCBI's taxonomy places the organism in Eukaryota, Ciliophora, Oligohymenophorea, Peniculida, Parameciidae.